This is a messenger RNA of Trichophyton rubrum CBS 118892, 1842 nucleotides long. RefSeq names its product T-complex protein 1 subunit epsilon. Gene Ontology annotation, cellular component: chaperonin-containing T-complex. The transcript is spliced from 11 exons. Gene Ontology annotation, molecular function: ATP-dependent protein folding chaperone; ATP hydrolysis activity; ATP binding. Gene Ontology annotation, biological process: protein folding. The coding region runs from base 1 to 1842 and encodes 613 amino acids. NCBI's taxonomy places the organism in Eukaryota, Fungi, Ascomycota, Eurotiomycetes, Onygenales, Arthrodermataceae. The record is from RefSeq and is a predicted model, not a curated record.
AUGACUAAGCCUUCACAGCGCCUAUUUUUGAAUUUAAUUAUUUUCAAAGUUGGAGGCUUCAAGUUCGCGGUUUAUAAGACAACAGCAAACUAUCGCAGCCAGCUGAAGAGUGUCGACCUUAUUAUACCAUUUGGAAAGUCCCGGAAAAUAGAAGAAACCCUUGCUUAUAGAAAUACCCAGUGCCGCAGCUUCAAGAUGGCUAUGCAGCUUGACAUGUCCCAAGCCUCCGUGGUGAAGGACGAGCAGGGGCGCCCGUUCAUUGUUGUUCGAGAUCAGGGAAAGAAGAAAAGACAACAUGGCACCGAUGCGGUAAAAUCUCAUAUUGUUGCAGCAAAGACAGUGGCCAAUAUUGUGAAGACCUCACUGGGUCCUCGAGGGUUAGAUAAAAUCCUAAUUUCUCCAGAUGGCGAUAUCACUAUCACAAACGAUGGCGCCACUAUCCUUUCACAGAUGGAAAUAUCAAACCAUGUUGCGAAAUUGCUAGUUGAGCUUUCGAAAUCGCAGGACGAAGAAAUAGGCGACGGUACAACUGGUGUUGUCGUAUUAGCCGGAGCUCUGCUAGAACAGGCCGCGGAUUUAAUUGAUAAGGGGAUUCACCCGAUCAGAAUUGCAGACGGCUAUGACCAGGCCUGUGAUAUUGCGGUAGCACAUCUCGAUAGUAUCAGUGACAAAGUCGAGUUCUCACGAGAUGAGCAAGAGAACCUAUUCAAGGUAGCAAAGACUUCCUUGGGCAGCAAGAUUGUAUCAAAAGCGCAUGACCAGUUUGCAAAGAUAGCAGUCGAUGCCGUCCUCUCUGUCGCUGAUUUAGAAAGAAAAGAUGUUGACUUUGAAUUAAUUAAAGUUGAUGGAAAAGUCGGCGGCUCUCUGGAGGACUCCCUUCUCGUCAAGGGUGUCAUCGUGGACAAAGAUUUUUCUCACCCCCAGAUGCCUGAUGAAGUGAAGGACGCGAAAAUCGCUAUCUUAACGUGCGCAUUUGAACCGCCAAAGCCGAAAACCAAGCACAAGCUUGAUAUUACCAGUGUGGAGGAGUUCAAGAAACUCCAGGCUUAUGAGAAAGAUAAAUUCACUGAGAUGAUAAGACAGCUCAAGGAUACAGGUGCUAAUCUGGUCAUCUGCCAGUGGGGCUUUGACGACGAGGCCAACCAUCUCCUCUUGCAAAACGAUCUGCCCGCAGUCCGAUGGGUUGGUGGCCCAGAGAUCGAACUUAUUGCCAUUGCCACUAACGGCCGGAUUGUUCCUCGAUUUGAAGACCUUAGUGCUGAGAAACUCGGAACUGCUGGUGUUGUGAGAGAGAUGACUUUUGGAACCACAAGGGAGAAGAUGCUGGUGAUCGAGGAUUGCGCAAACACCAGAGCUGUCACUGUGUUUGUCCGAGGUAGCAACAAAAUGAUAAUUGAUGAGGCUAAGCGUUCACUGCACGAUGCACUUUGUGUCGUGCGAAACUUGGUUCGGGAUAACCGUAUUGUCUAUGGUGGAGGUGCUGCGGAAAUUGCUUGCUCCCUCGCAGUAGAGGAGGCUGCCUCAAAGAACCCCGGCCUUGAACAAUACGCGAUGCGAGCGUUCGCAGAUGCAUUGGAUGCUAUUCCAUUAGCACUAGCCGAAAAUUCCGGAUGGAGUCCAAUUGAAACCCUAGCCUCUAUCAAAUCGAAACAAGUUAAGGAGAAGAACAGUAGGCUGGGCGUGGAUUGCAUGCAGACUGGAAGCAAUGACAUGAGAGACCACUUUGUCAUUGACCCUCUAAUUGGCAAACGUGAACAGCUACUCCUUGCUACUCAGCUUUGCCGUCUCGUUCUCAAGGUGAACAAUGUCAUUAUUGCUGGUGAAGACAACGAUGAGUUCUAA